Molecule: messenger RNA, 2180 nt
Organism: Argentina anserina (silverweed cinquefoil)
Lineage: Eukaryota; Viridiplantae; Streptophyta; Magnoliopsida; Rosales; Rosaceae
Exons: 2
Coding region: 341-1996 (551 amino acids)
Source: RefSeq, a predicted model, not a curated record
GUUAGUUACCCCACUCCUUUUAAUCCCUCAGCCCUUCACCAUUUGCUUCCCUCCCACAUUGAACUCAAUUCUCUCUUUCUCACACACACAGUGAUAGAGAUAGAAAGAGAGAAGCAUCAAAAUCAAUUCUUUCUUUACUCGCAAUAAACCCUAACACCCUUCCUUUUACUCCAUUCACGUCCCUCUCGUCUCUCUUUUCCUCUCCCUCAGUUAAAACAAUGAAAACCCAUUUAUAAAAACCAGGCCUUUCAAGCCAGAGCAGCAAAAUGCCACACUAAAGUUGUCAUCUUUGUUUAUAGAUCCAAGUUUUUGAGGCAAACAAACGCAACCCAUUUGAGAAAUGGGCGGUCUGAGAGAGUCUUGGUGCUUCUGCAAAGGAGUCAGCAAGUCUGAAAAGAUGAAGGCUGCCAUUUUCUCCGGUAAAGCUCCGGCAUUGGCUUGGAUUUCCGGCCAGGAGAGUGGGAUCUCCGGUACCGGGUUUUUGAUCCACCGGAGCCUUCUUCUGACAACCCACGUCAACCUUCCGUCGGCGGCGGCGGCGGAGAGCUCCGAGAUCCGGCUGCAGAAUGGCGUCGCUGCCAGCCUUGUUCCCCAUAGGUUUUUCAUUACCAGCUCCGUUUUAGAUCUUACUAUAGUAGGUUUGGAUGCGGCAGAUGGAGAUUCAAAUUCUCAGGGCCACCCCCACUCCUUGAAGACCUGCUCUAAACCGAACCUGGAUCUGGGGAGUGGAGUUUACCUUCUAGGCUACACUGGGACUAAGGAAUUAACAGUUGGUGAAGGUAAGGUAGUUAUAGCCACUGACAAUCUCAUAAAAUUGUCAACUGAUGGAGUAACAUGGAGUCCUGGUUCAGCUGGAUUUGACGUGCAAGGCAACCUUGCAUUUAUGAUAUGUGAUCCUAUGAAACUAGCAACCUCUCCAAACACCAAAUCCUCAUCAACUUCUUCGUCAUCCUCAUCAUCUUGGAAAAAGGAUCAUCCUAUGCAAUUUGGUAUCCCCAUUCCCAUCAUAUGUGAUUGGUUAAAUCAGCAUUGGGAAGGUAGCCUGGAUGAUCUUAACAAGCCUAAGCUACCACUCAUUCGCUUAAUGUCUACUGGCCAAAAGAGUGACCAUUCCUGUGCUUCCUUCACACUGCGGCGGGUUUUCAAAUCAACUGAAGCAGAUAAUGAUGGAACACCAUCUUCAUCAAAUACAGUCUCAAAACCUAGAGACCAGCUUGGACCAGGCUGUUCUGCUGCAGCAAACACCCUUGAAGGAGAGUCCCCAGCCGAUGCUCAUGCAGCCCAUGUACAGGGAAUUCCUACACCUGAAAUAUAUGAAACACCAAAGUUAACAUCUAAUCCUCUACGAAAAAGAGAAGGUUCCCAAGUUCAGCUUUUGGAUAUAAACUUCCCUCCUAGGAUUGCUAAACCAGCAAUUACACCUCAGCCUACCAAAAGAUUACCACGGGAUUUUGAUGAGAAUGCUGUAAAGGAACCUCUAUUGCAGAGCCCUAGAAGACAAGAAAACCAAGUCAGGGAUAGAGGAUCGACCAGCCCUGGUGCUGAUGCUGAGAUUGCAUCAACAGGUUCUAUAGAUGAGGCCCACAGUGAGGUUCAGUCUAGUUCAUACCCAGUCGAAGCUUCAGAUGUGCAUAAUGGGUAUAGUAGCGAGGGAGAGACUAUGUACUCUGCAGAAACAGCUGAGAGUAGGAAUUAUCCUAGUCCUCCUGAGGGAAAGUUUCAGCCAGUGGGAAGAAGCCAGAGCUGUGUAAAUUACAAUAGAUGGGGAGCUGUCCAAAGGAACCCAGUGGCUCGUAGGGCAUUGCUUGAACAGCAAAGGAGCUUUAUCCAUGGAAGGAAAAUGUAUUCGCAAGGGGCGACUUCUCAGAGGAGCAAUGACUACUACAGCCCUACAGUGUCAUCAAUCAUGAAGAAGCGCAACUCAGAGCAGCGUAUUACUCCUAUUGUCAAACCGCGGCAAGCUGCUGUUCAUUCCUCUCCAAGAUGGAACUUCUAAUUGAGUUUUAAUAGUGUGAUACUUGAAACUUGAAAGUGAUUAGCAAUGGAAAUAGUGUUUUUGCGGUGUAUAAGUUAAUGCCCAUUUAGCUUCCACUAUGGUAUAGUGUAACACAUUUGUUGCGUCUGUGCAGAGACAUAUAUCAGGUGAAUAAGAAAAUUCAGCUAAGUUGUAAUUUUUCUCU